Messenger RNA from Acyrthosiphon pisum (pea aphid), 3670 nucleotides. RefSeq names its product suppressor of hairless protein-like. Gene Ontology annotation, molecular function: RNA polymerase II cis-regulatory region sequence-specific DNA binding; DNA-binding transcription activator activity, RNA polymerase II-specific. The transcript is spliced from 2 exons. The record is from RefSeq and is a predicted model, not a curated record. Gene Ontology annotation, biological process: regulation of transcription by RNA polymerase II. Gene Ontology annotation, cellular component: nucleus. NCBI's taxonomy places the organism in Eukaryota, Metazoa, Arthropoda, Insecta, Hemiptera, Aphididae. Bases 831 to 2378 code for a protein of 515 amino acids.
ACCGCCGCCGCCGCCGCCACAAGUGUGGAAUGUUCCCACGGAUCCCAUUGGUCCGGGCCCGCUCGGCCGCCGCGGUCCCUCUUUAUUUCGUUUUACGUUUGAUUUUUUUUUCCUUUACCCAUUUUUAUUUUCCCCCCUUGCGCCGCCCGAUAUCACACGCACACACACACACACGUUCACGUUCACGUACACGCGAACGGUUUUUGCGCGCGCCGCCGCGGAUCACGUUUUUCCGCCGCUGAACAGGGUCGUCGUCGGGCACUCGCCACUCAGUCGUCCGCGGUCGCCGCCCGCGUGUACUCGUGUGCAGUCGUUGUCGUCGUCCCGGUGUACCCGAUUCCCGACACUUCGCGCCCAACGCACGUCACAUCCCGGGACGGGUAAAAUAGCGCGAUACCACCGAUUAACGCCGCUCAACAAUAAUAGUGUAAACAUUACCAAAUAGUUUUUGAAAAAAAAAAAUAUUAAAUUAAUUUCGCAAGAGGCUUAUGCCGACUUGGCGUACCGCACAGCUACCUCCGCGUCAGUCGUCUGCAACACGCGCGUCUCGCGGGUCGUGUGCUCUCACGUGCUCGCCCGGCGCCGUCCAGUCGAGAACAAAAUAUUAUUAUUAUUCUUAUCAGCCGUCGAUUUCGACUUGACAUAGUAAAAUAAUAUCAUAACUCGUGUCCGCCGGACCAAUCGUCCCCAUCCGUCCAAGUCGCACUCGAAUCCCCCAAAACCAACUUUCACCACCCUUCACCGAAAAACCGAACUUUACGCCGGGCUGCCACGGCCGCCGCUCUCGUUCUUCUUCCUAUUCUGGACACCGGCGACAAGACUCGAGAUUUAUGGGAACUUGGACGCUAAAAUCAGAGAAAGAUGGUGAUACGGAUGAUGGAGAAGUGGUAGGCUCUUUAAGCUGUUAUAACUCCGUGGAACUUCUUGGAGUGCCAGCAAGGAUGCCUCACCAUUAUGGUCCCGAAGCUCCCAUGCAGUUUCGACCGGAACAGCGUCUAACUAGAGAUGCAAUGGAGAGGUAUCUACGAGAUCGCAACGAUUUAGUGUUGGUUAUUCUCCAUGCUAAAGUAGCUCAGAAAUCGUACGGUAAUGAAAAACGAUUUUUUUGUCCACCCCCUUGCAUAUAUUUGUUUGGUGAUGGCUGGAGACUUCGGCAAGAACAACUAUUAAGAGAAGGAGUGUCUGAAGCUAAUUCUCAGAUGAGCGCAUUCAUUGGUAUUGGAAGCACUGACCAAGAGUUACAACCUCUUGACCUUAACAAUGGAAAGCAGUAUUGUGCUGCGAAAACGUUGUUCAUUUCAGAUUCGGACAAACGAAAACAUUUUAUGUUGAUGGUUAGAAUGUUUUAUAAUAUUGGUUAUGACAUUGGUACAUUCCACAGUAAACGAAUAAAGGUUAUAUCAAAACCAUCAAAGAAAAAACAAUCGUUAAAAAAUGCUGAUUUAUGUAUCGCAAGUGGAACAAAAGUAGCAUUAUUCAAUAGGUUAAGAUCCCAAACAGUCAGUACACGAUACUUGCACGUGGAGAAGGGUAACUUCCAUGCCAGCUCGACGCAGUGGGGUGCAUUUACUAUUCACUUAUUAGAUGAUGAUGAAAGUGAGAGUGAAGAAUUCAAUGUUAGAGAUGGAUAUGUUCAUUAUGGCAGUACUAUCAAGCUAGUCUGUAGUGUCACUGGUAUGGCCUUGCCUCGACUUAUAAUAAGGAAAGUCGAUAAACAGAUGGCUCUUCUGGAAGCUGACGAUCCUGUGUCGCAACUGCAUAAGUGUGCGUUUUACAUGAAAGAUACAGAGCAUAUGUAUUUAUGUUUAUCCCAAGAGCGUAUAAUCCAGUUUCAAGCAACUCCUUGUCCCAAGGAACCCAACAAAGAAAUGAUUAACGAUGGUGCCUGUUGGACGAUUAUAAGCACGGACAAGGCUGAGUAUCAGUUUUAUGAAGGCAUGGGUCCCGUUAACUCGCCAAUAACACCUGUUCCAGUCGUUCACAGUUUGAACUUGAACGGUGGUGGUGAUGUGGCUAUGUUAGAAUUGACUGGAGAAAAUUUCACACCUCACCUACAAGUUUGGUUUGGUGAUGUUGAAUCUGAAACUAUGUAUCGCUGCCAGGAGAGUAUGUUGGCUGUUGUACCAGAUAUAUCCUCAUUUAGGGGUGAUUGGCUCUGGGUCAGGCAGCCAACCCAAGUACCAGUAUCACUAGUGAGAAACGAUGGUAUAAUUUAUGCCACGGGGCUGACAUUUACAUACACGCCAGAAUCUGGACCCAGGAAUCACAUCCAACCCACAGACGACAUUAUGCGAGCGCCACAUCCUCAUAAUAGGUUACAGCCAGCCAUAAACGACGUUCCGUGGAACCAACAUUCCAAUAUUAAAGAUUAUCAAUGAUGAUGUGUACCGUGAAUAAAAUUGGACCAAAGAAUAGUACUUUUAUGGAGUACGAAUUAAAAAAUGUACGAAAAUGUAUUGAAAACUAUCUAUACAUUUUCUUUGCAUUUUAUGCGGUACGGAUAAAUAAUAAUAAUAAACACACUAAUCAUGGAUAAUUUUUAGUUGCACAUAAUUGUUUGCAUAUUGGUUCCUUUUAAUCAUUUUCUACGAUUAUUCUUAUAAAUAAUUUUUUCCGUCCAUUUGAUUGGUCAAACAAGCGAAUUUCUUACCAAAGUCUAAAGAUCGUAAUUUUUGGCAUGAAAUUGGACGCUACGCCUGUUCUGUUAUUAUAUAAUUGUGCAAUGUCAUUAAGAUACGUUUUGGGAAAACGUUACUGCAUAUCUUAUAGUUAGUUGAAAUUAUACAUUUGUAAAUUAGUUUGUGGAACUCAUAUAAUAUCUUGAAUUUCAAAAGUGAAUCAAUUACUUACUAUGCAAUAUUCAUCCCGGUCUUAGCUCCCGUUACGAACAGUUUUGAUUUUAAUGACUAACCGUAAUUAUCUAUAAGCUUCUCACGAAAUUACUAGUUACUGACAUAAAUUAUUAGUCUUGUCUACAAAUCAACAAGACUCAAGAGUAGGAACAAGUUUGAUCGUUAAUUGAAGUUGUAAACAGCUUUACAUUUUAAGUCAAACAAAUGUUCCUAAACAUACAAUUAUAAAACGAUCAAUACAAUAAAUUCAAAAUGAUUUACGUGUCUAAAAGAGAGAAAAAACUAAUUAUUUUACUUUUGAAAUUCAUGACCCUUUCAGUUAACAGUAUUUUCAAAUUAAUUUUUUAAGUAGGUAUAAAAAAGCAAAAUGCAUAUUCUACGGUGCUUAGAAUUAUAUACAUAAUAAAAACAAUAACAUCGUACACUGGCUAAUGAUAUUUUGUUUCCAAACCAGAUUUUGAAGUUUUGGUUUAUAUUUGUAUGAAACAAAAUAUAUUUUUUUAAGAAGUGCAUUUUUUUAUCAUUAUGGUUAUUUUAGUUAAGAAUAUGCGUGAUAGAUAUGAUUAUAUUAUAGUUUUAAAAUGGUAAUAUUAUGAAAUCUGAUUACUGUGAAUCUAUGUUAUUAAAUUUAGUAUUAUUAAAUAUUAGCCUGUGGUCAAAAAAAAUCUUAAUUUUAACACACAUCAUAAUCGCGGAAUGAUUCGUUUAUUUUCUUGAACAACAUCACGUGGUACCUAUUCUACCUACCUACUAAAACAUAAUGUUUUAUUUUAUUUUUUAUUUUAAUUAUAUUACUACUUAUAUAUAUAUAUAUAUAU